AUGGAAGAGGGUAAUUCCACCAAAAAUCCUACUUCAAAAAACACCGAUGAUGAGAUGGUUGAUGAUCAAAUGGAGGAUUGUCAAUCAAUGACACCAAUAUCUAUUGCUUUGAGUCCAAAGGGAAUUAAUCCAACCCCUAUUUCUUUUAGGGAGGCGGUAGCUUAUUCUUCACAAUGGUUUAGUGAAGCACGAAACAUUGCAAUCACAACUUUGGAUUGGGAGGAACAACCGGAGGAGUUACCUAAUUCAAAUCUCUUUGUGAAAUUCACCCUACAAAUGCUUUCAAGGCUUCAUGAACCAUGGAAGCUCACUCUAAUGGGGAGAUGUUUAGGGUUGAAUAUUAGGCCUAGUUUUAUGGCUUCACGUACUAAAAUCAUGUGGAAGGUUAAGAGCUCAUUGGAGACAAUUGAUGUAGGGAAUAACGUAUAUCUCUUUCGUUUUUCUACUCUGGAUGAUUAUGAAAGAGCUCUAUAUGGAGGGCCAUGGUUUAUCCUUGACCACCACCUAGUUAUUUUUAAAUGGAAGCCUAACUUUCGUUCCUCCAUCAUAAAUUUUGAUGUAAUGUCUGUUUGGAUUAGAUUUCCUGAGUUACCAGUUGAAUAUUAUGAUAAGGAAGCUUUUUUCCAAAUUGCAAAAAAGGUUGGCAUACCUAUUCGUGUUGAUUAUGCAACUGGUAAGCUUUUAAGGGCACGGUAUGCAAGAGUUUGCAUUGAGAUUAACAUGGCUAAUCCACUCAUUACAAAAGUUUGGGUAGGCGGUGGAUGGCAACACGUCCAAUAUGAGAAUAUUCAUUCUCUUUGUUUUUCUUGCGGCAAAAUUGGGCACCUUAUAAAGGAUUGCAAACAAAUGACAAAAUUUGAUCCAACUGAGACAGUGCAUGGAUCAGGCCCACAAAAAGAUUUGGCACCUUCUAUGGAGCCCACAAAUCCAAUGGUGACACAACAUUCUCUAGAAAAACAAGUACAACCUAAAGCAAAUAUUUCCAAAUUGAAUGUAGGGGCCCACGUUGAAAAGCCUGAUGAAUAUUCUGAUGGGUAUGGCCCAUAG
This is a messenger RNA of Chenopodium quinoa (quinoa), 1047 nucleotides long. RefSeq lists its product as uncharacterized. Gene Ontology annotation, molecular function: zinc ion binding; nucleic acid binding. The transcript has a single exon. Lineage: Eukaryota; Viridiplantae; Streptophyta; Magnoliopsida; Caryophyllales; Amaranthaceae. Bases 1 to 1047 code for a protein of 348 amino acids. The record is from RefSeq and is a predicted model, not a curated record.